This is a messenger RNA of Penicillium verhagenii, 7065 nucleotides long. RefSeq names its product type I polyketide synthase. Bases 1 to 7065 code for a protein of 2354 amino acids. Gene Ontology annotation, molecular function: fatty acid synthase activity; 3-oxoacyl-[acyl-carrier-protein] synthase activity. The record is from RefSeq and is a predicted model, not a curated record. Gene Ontology annotation, biological process: fatty acid biosynthetic process; secondary metabolite biosynthetic process. The transcript is spliced from 5 exons. Lineage: Eukaryota; Fungi; Ascomycota; Eurotiomycetes; Eurotiales; Aspergillaceae.
AUGCCUCACUUCAACGAGGAUAAACUGGGAGAGGACUGUCCACUCGAGCCCAUCGCAAUUGUAGGCAUGUCAUGCCGCUUGCCUGGGGGCGUGGAUAGUUCAUCAUCCCUAUGGGACCUCCUCGUCCAAAAAGGAUCAGUCCAAACCCCACGAGUCCCCGCCUCACGAUUCAACAUUGACGCCUACCUGCAUCCGAAUCUUGAGCGCCCCGGAAGCUUCAAUGUCCCCGGAGGUUACUUCUUGGACAAACCGGUUGAAAGCUUCGAUCCUAGUUUCUUCAAUAUGACACCCAUAGAGGCCAUGUGGUUGGACCCUCAACAGCGCAAGAUUCUCGAAGUUGUCUAUGAGUGCUUCGAGUCGGCUGGCCUGACAUUGGAUCAAGUGUCAGGCAGCAACACUGCUGUUUUUAUCGGCAGUUUUACUAGUGAUUAUCAGCAAAUGUCGACACGCGAACCGGAUUUCCGUCACAACUAUGCUGCGACAGGUGUGGACACGGGCCUCAUCAGUGCUCGCGUCGGAAAUGUUUUCAAUCUGCAGGGACCAAGUUUCACAAUCAAUACUGCAUGCUCAUCGUCCAUCUAUGCUGUCCAUAACGCGUGCCACGCACUUCGUGGAAGAGACUGCAAUGCCGCCGUUGUAGGAGGAGUGAACUUGAUUAUGACAGUCGAUCAGCACAUGAACACUGCGAAGCUGGGAAUCCUUUCACCAACAUCUACUUGUCACACCUUUGAUGCCUCGGCCGAUGGUUAUGGUCGUGCGGAAGGCGCUGGUGCUCUUUACAUGAAGCGACUGUCCGACGCGAUUCGCGAUGGGGAUGUCAUUCGAGGAGUGAUUCGUUCCUCUGCCGUGAAUACAAAUGGCAAGGUUCCUGGGAUGGGUAUUACCCACCCAAGCAAACGCGGUCAAGAGCGCGUCGUUCGGUCUGCUUAUGAGAAAGCGCACCUGAAUCCCGAUCGCACCGCAUAUUUCGAAUGCCACGGAACAGGUACUCCAGUGGGAGAUCCCAUUGAAAGUCACGCUGUCUCGAUGGCCAUGAAUGACACUCGCAGUCUGGAAAAGCCGCUGCUCAUUGGAGCGAUCAAAGCAAAUAUUGGUCAUAGCGAGGCCGCUAGCGGUAUUUUUGCAGUGAUGAAGGCGGCUAUGAUGACAGAGGCUGCUAUCAUUCCGGGCGUGUGUGGGCUAAAGACACUAAAUCCGGCAAUCAAGGAGGAUGAGUGGAAUAUCAAAGUAAAUGCCAACACGGUUCCAUGGCCUGCAGAAUUCUCUGAGCGACGUGCUAGUGUUUCUUCCUUUGGUUAUGGAGGCACCAACGGCCAUGUCAUCGUGGAGAGCAUUGACUCACUGUUCCCCCACUACCAGCAGCAUGGUAAAGCCAAGUUUGAGGCUUCAUACGACCACUCUGCAUCUCGGCCAUUUCUUCUUGGCUUUUCAGCUCACGGGAAAACAACUCUAACGCGAAACAUUGUGGCACAUUCCCAGGUAGCCGAUCGCUACUAUUUGGCUGACUUGGCCUACACGCUGCUCCAUCAUCGCACCAAGUUCACCCAACGCGCUUUCACGGUCGCUUCCGAGGGCAGUCUCGUUCAUGCCUUUGAUGCUAAUCAGAUCACCUAUGGAGUUGCUCCAAAAGCCACCCCCAGUGUUGGCUUUUUGUUCACAGGGCAGGGUGCCCAAUGGGCGGGUAUGGGGGCUGACGCAAUCAGAGCUUUCCCUUCGUUCCGAGAAACCAUUAAACGCCUGGACAAAGUCUUGCAGACUCUCCAGCCCACCCCUGGUUGGAAAAUUGAAGAUGUUCUGCUAGGCCCCAUCGAGACCAGCCGUGUCUCCGAGGCAGAAUUUUCCCAGCCAUUGUGCACUGCGGUGCAGAUUGCUAUUGUGAACCUUUUUGCUGAGUGGAAGAUCACACCCAAAGUGACUGUAGGCCAUUCAUCUGGUGAAAUUGCAGCCGCAUACGCUGCCGGACGCAUCUCUGCUCCUGUUGCCAUCAUUGCGGCCUAUCUGCGCGGAUUGACUGUAGCGCAGAAUGCUUCGGCCGGCGGCAUGCUAGCUAUCGGCCUUGGACAAGAAGAGGUACUUCCAUACCUUGAAGAGGGUAUUGUCAUCGCCUGCGAGAACAGCCCUGCCAGCGUAACCCUAAGUGGUUCGCUGGAAGCUAUUCAGGCAGUCAAAUCUAAAAUGGAUGCAGAUGGGGUUUUUGCACGAGAGCUGAAAACGGGCAAGGCUUAUCAUUCACCACAGAUGGAUCCCGUAUCACGUGUCUAUGAUGCGCUACUCGCAGACGCCGUGAAGGGUGUCGAUACAGAGCCAGUCUUACCUCGGGUUACCUGGGUUUCGUCAGUCACCGGAGAAGAAUUUACUGCGAAACAAGUCCCUGCGUCUUACUGGAGUACCAACCUUCGUGAGCGGGUACGCUUCAAUACAGCCGUUGCUGCCAUUCCAGGUCUCCUGGAUGAGAAUGAAAGCAUCAGCAUGAUUGAGAUUGGUCCUCAUGCUGCCCUCAGUGGGCCAUUUAAGCAGAUUCACAAGGCCGUGAAAGAAAUGGCACGGUUCAACUACCUACCAACCUUGAUUCGGGGAAAGGACAGUGCUGUCCAGCUUCUUCAGACUGCCGGCUCCCUGUGGGUCCAGGACUAUCCCCUUGACCUUCACCGUGUCAAUGCAAUGGACGCAAGUCUUAAAAUUCGCCGCCCUCGCACACUAGUGGACCUACCUCCUUACCAAUGGAAUUACGAUAAUACCUUCUGGGCUGAGCCCCGCCCAAGCCAAGAGAUCCGGAAAUUGACACAUCCCCGUCACGACCUCCUCGGCAGUCGGAUUGCAGGCCUAUCGGAUCGCUCGUGCGUGUGGCGCAAUGUGCUUCGGCAUCGGGAUAUCCCUUGGUUGGUGGACCAUAAGUUAGGAAAUGCCGACGUUUUCCCUGCUGCUGGCUAUCUGUCCGUGGCAGUUGAGGCUCUGCGUCAAGUGUGCGAAAACGAAGGAGUCGCCAUACCUGGCAUUACCUUCCGUGAUGUGGCGAUCAAAGUUGCCCUGGUAGUCCCAGAUAAUGACGAUGGAACUGAGAUUCAAGUCCGUCUUUCACCGAUCACAAAAGGUACCAGUAAAGACGCGUCCGAAAGAGGAUGGUAUGAAUUCACAGUCGAAUCCAUCCAGGAUGGUGUAUGGACACUGCACUGCGAGGGGAGAGUUGCGACGUUAGAGAGCUCUGAGGCUACUCUAGGACAGCAUGAGCACCCCGUCGAAACAUUGGCAUCAAAACUUCCUCACCAGGUGCCAGGAAAACGCUGGUACGAUGCCUUUCACCGCGUCGGCUUCCAAUAUGGUCCAAGUUUCCAGCCAUUAAGCAAGAUUCGAAGCAACGGCCACGACCACCAUGCCGCCGCACAAGUGCAGAUCAACACAGAGAGCGGACUGAUCACUGGCGAAUCCCGAUAUGUUCUGCACCCGGCUACUAUCGAUGGCUGUCUGCAGCUCAUCAUCAUUUCAAUCAACAAGGGUUUACAUCAGGAGAUGCCCCACGGCGUCGUCCCGAUUGAGAUUGAGGAGUUGUCGCUCUGGUUUCCUAACGAAACGGAGAUCGGACUAACUGGCCAGGCCGUGGCCUGGACCGACCAGGUUAAAGGCCGUUAUUUCGAUACCAACACGAAGCUGUUCACUCCUUCGGGCCAGCUAGUUCUUGACGUACAUAAGCUCCGCUGCGUUUCUUAUGAGGCUGCGGUUCCGCAAGUAGAUGAUAGCGUGGACCGUGCUCCGUACAUGCAGACUGUUUGGAAGCCCGAGAUCACCACACUUGACACAGCUCAGGCAGUAGCUGCCUACCCGUCCGUGCAAUCAGAUGCAGACUCGGCCGCUGCGAUUGUUGAGCUAAUGGAACAUCACACCUCCUUGGCCCAUUUGAUUAUCCUGGGUCGGCCUAGUCAGGAAGUCCUCGAGGCAGUAUGGGCGCAAAUCAACUCAUCCACUGCCGUAACCAUACUCGAUCCAUCAGAUGAGUACCUGGACAACCUUUCAGUAGGGCACUCUGCGGGUCGUAUCUCCAAGGUGACGGUAGACGCGUCUGAAGAGUGGAGAAAUCUCAACCUUGCCCCCGCAGAUCUGGUACUUGCAGGACUCCACAGCGGAGUGGAUACUGCCCAACUAUUGGCUGCCGUGAGCCCCUUGCUGGCAGAAAAGGGCAGCUUACUGGCAUUGGUGUCUCCUUCUUCCACCUCAGACUUUGUUGAGAAGCUUUCAGAAACCGGAUUCUCAUCCCCCCAACUAGUCUUCCCGCUCCCCGCAGUCUCCGUGGUCUUUUCGCAUAAACAAGAAGUUGAAUCUCAAUCUACCAAUGGUCAUUCAUCGAAAGCAACUGGGGUGACGACCUUUUAUCGGGAUGACAGCCAAGAUCAUCACCUUGUCUCGCUGGGACAGCAAUUGGGCUCCAAAGCAGGGGUAAGGACGCAGCAAUGGCCUCUGUCAGAUGUCACUGUAUUGAACCCUCAACCAAACGAAGUGUUUCUUAUCCACGAUGUGGAUGGCAAACUGUUGUCAACUUUGACAAAACAAACCUGGGUCUCCCUGAAGCAGAUCCUUCAGUCUGGAAUUCCAACUAUCUGGUUGACGGCCGGCGUCAAUGAAGGCCAAUGUGUUGAGGGAACAUCCUCUCAGGGCUUCCUUCGUGCCAUUCGAUCUGAGCAAGCGAAUGCUAGGAUUGUUCUGCUUGAUGUGGAUCGAAAUGAAGAUCAGGAAACAAUAGCCGCAACUCUUGCCAAGUUGCUAGACCGAAUUCCGACCAAAGAUUCGCGAGAGGAGACUGAGUUCUGGCUCCACAAGGGCAUCCUUCACAUUCCACGGGUCACACCAAAUGUUCACCUCAAUGAAACCUGGGCCAGUCCGGGGGAUAAAGACGUUCAAAGCACACCCCUUACACAAGGUCAAUCUUUCGCGGCCAAGCCGGUGGCGGGAGAAUUUGUCUUCCACGCCGCUACUCAUAUCGAUAUUGCCGAAAAUGAACUUGAAAUCCAGGUUCAUGAAGCGCAAAUUUUCGAAACCGAUCUGAAGAUUGUGUCUGUUGAGCCGCGACUGGUUGCAGGUAGUAUUACCCGGGUUGGAGCUGGGGUGGAUAGCUCACUGAUUGGCUCCACCGCUAUUGCAUAUACUUCCGGCCCAAUCAGCACUCUUGUAAAAACUACAUCGCUGGCUGCUGGUGUUUACGAUCCGGAGAAUCUCAAUCUCAGUGCUGCAAAUGUGGUCACUGUUCUCCCCGGUCUCGUGUCCGCGAUCAACUCUGUUCAGGGAGCUGCCCAGGUCUCAGGGGCGGCGGACCAUCUGAUUCUACUUCCGGCGCCUUACUGGUUCAUCCAAGCGGUCAUUCGACUACAGAGAGAAAUUGCAUUCCAACUAACCAUCUUUUGUGCCGAUGAAGAGCAGCGGCGGCUGAUCUCAUCAGCACCAGGGUUCAGUGCUGAAACCCACCUUAGUGUUGCUGAUUGGGAUCAAGUGCGUGGGGCUUUGCAAAGUUUCUCCAAGCAAGCCACUCCUGUCUCUAUUGUCAGCCAUGAAUGGAACACUCUUAGUCGGAACGCAUGGCGAUCCAUCCCGGCCCUAGGCCGAUUUGUCUUCAACGGUGCUUCGCUGGAUGAAGCGCCUGAUGUGGUUCCCUUCCAGCGUGGCGCCUCUUUCCAAUCUACGAGCAUCGAGACCCUUUACAAAAACGAAGGUCCGGUUUUGGGUUCUCUGGUGAAACGUGCUCUUCACUUGUUGGAAGGGCAAAAUGAUAUUCCUUUCGAAGGUGCCACGCAACACAAGAUCACAUCACUGGGUGAGAGCAUGCCUAACGCUGCAAAUUGGUCGACUGGAUAUAAUGUCCUUCAAUUCAACUACAAUGAUCUUCCUGUCCAGAUUUACUCUGCCGAAAGAAAGCUCCAAUUCCCAUCCGAUGUAGCCUACCUUUUGGUCGGCUGUCUUGGUGGCCUUGGUCGAAGUCUCACGACAUGGAUGAUGGAACGGGGAGCGAGAGAUUUUGUUUUCCUGUCCCGAUCGGGUGAUGAUAAGGCUGAAGCUAAAUCACUGGUCGAGUCUCUACGAGUAGCAGGGGCUCGGGUGCAGGUUUUCCGCGCCGAUGCUUCGGAUGUAGAGGCCGUCACAGAGGCCGUCACUCAAGUCACAUCGGAGCGGCCUCUUCGUGGAGUGGUACAUGCCGCCAUGGUAUUGCAGGAUGGAAUAUACAACGGCAUGUCACAUGAAAAGUUCAAAGCGGCCCUGGUUCCUAAGAUGAACGGAGCUCGUAUCUUGCACGAGGUGCUGCAGGGACAUGCACUAGAUUUCUUUGUCAUGACAAGCUCUAUCUCCGCCACUCUCGGAAACCCCGGUCAAGCCAACUAUUGUGCCGGUAAUAGCUAUUUGGAUGGCCUCGCGUGGCACCGUAACCAGCUUGGUCUUCCGGGUGUCUCUCUUGUCCUUCCCAUGAUCCUUGAUGUGGGUGUGGUCUCAGAAGAUCAGAGUCUUGAAGCUUCCCUGACGCGCAAGGCAAUGUACGGUAUUGAUGAACGGGAGAUGCUUCGCGGCUUUGAGGUUUCAAUGGCCCAGCCAAUCCCUCAAAUCGGCAGCCCGCCCAUUCUUGGCGAUGCUCAGAUAAUCCUAGGCAUGGAGCCUGCCCGGCUGGAAGCCGCUUUGACAGCUUCCGAGUCGGCCGAUGCUUACUGGUACAACGAUGCACGAUUUCAAAGCAUCCGCCACACUGUUGAGUCUAUUGGUCAGGAUUCUCCAUCAGGCGAUUCUGGUGACGGAGAUAUUGCGAAGAUUCUCAAGGAGGAGGGACCUGCGGCCAUGCUUGAAGCAGUGGGUCAACAUGUUAUCAAGAAGCUCGCUGGAAUGCUGCUCGUCCCAUUGGAAAGUUUUGAAUAUGAUGGCAACUCCAUUGCUAGCUACGGCAUUGACAGCAUGAUUGGCGCAGAGCUGCGCAAUUGGCUUUUCAAGCAAUAUACUCUUGACAUUGCGUUCCAGGAGCUUCUGGCAGCGAAAAUGAGCGUCAAAAUUUUGGCUACAGCCAUCGCCAAUAAGUUAGGCCUGCUCCCUGUGCCACUGUGA